AUGUCAGGCUCAGCUGACACUCUCCAGAAUGAUGGUGUUCGUGUCGCCCAGCUCUGCGGCAAAUGCCAGGUUCUAUCUUUCGACGAUUCGAAGAUAGACGACCAUAUUGAAAUUUCUUUCGCUGAUGAAAAACGUCUUGGCCUCUGUCAAGGUGCAAAUUGGAAGCCGCUUCAUCUCGAGUUUUUACUUACUGACGACUACCCGGAUCUUCCAUAUUUGACAUGUCAACAGAAGGCACUCGCUACCUAUAAGCAUUCCGAUCCAAAGUGGCACCGGUUCUGCCAUCCAGUGGCUAUCCACUCCCCCAUCAGGGACAAUUUCACCCUUGACCGUGGCUCCAUAGAUUGGGUGAUACGUAACUUAAAAGACUGCGCUAGCCAUCAGCAUCCAAAAAACUCAAGUUUAGAUCCUACCUUUUUUCCUCCAAGACUUUUGGACGUUCGUGAAGGUCUAUUGAGGCUUGUCUUGCAGAAAGAGCUAGUUAAGCGCUCCUCCAAUAGCAUAUGCCCGAAGUAUACGGCGCUGAGCUAUGUCUGGGGCACAAAGGACGACGUAAUCCAUCAGCCAAAGACCACUUCAGCGAAUUUGCAGCAAAGAUGUCUAUCAAUUCAGGAGGAAGAAUUGACUCUAGCGAUCAAAGACGCGGUACACGUCUCCAGGGCCCUAUCUGUUGACUACCUGUGGGUUGAUACGCUAUGCAUACUUCAGGAUGAAUAUGACGCUUCAGACUGGCAGAAAAAUUGCUCAGUGAUGGAUCUCAUCUACGGUAACGCACAACCCACAAUAUGUGCGAGCUCUUCGAAUAAUUGUAACGAAGGAUUUCUGGGUAACAGUGAUCUCCUUCCUCGAAUAUAUAUUCCUUUCCAAUCCAAAAUCAAUGCGACCAUGCAUGGCACACACAGCAUACAACAAUUUGUGGUGAAGAUCGACAGUGAUAUGGCGGAUUGGCCAACAUCUCUAUACGGUAAACAGUUCUCAUCGUGGUCUCGGCGAGGCUGGACUUUUCAGGAGCAUCUUUUAUCAACGCGCACGCUCAUGUUUGGCAAAUUGAGCCUACAAUUUGAGUGUCCCAUGAUAGCCGAGAUUUACAACUACAACAGUUCUGUUCAUUAUUACAAGGGGUCUAAACUGUCUCGGUAUAUGGAUGAAUCGAACGCAGAUACCGACAGACUGUAUAAGAUCUGGGUAACCGGAUUUAUACACGAAUUCAGUCAGCGGCGUGGUCCCGACUCACUUACCGUGCUCACAGACUGCUUGCCUGCACUCUCAGGGCUCGCAGCAAAGUUUUGUCAUCUCCUCAAAGUCCCGAAGAGCGACUAUGUCGCCGGCUUGUGGAAGGCUGACCUAUUCCGAGCUCUCAUGUGGGUGCGAAAUUGGAAGUCCCAACUAGAUUUCGAAAACCACUUACGGGAUUUGGAAGAGGAAGAGUCAGGAAGUGCUCCCACUUGGUCGUGGUCUCAUAACUCUGCUAUGAAUGGUAGCGCUGGUGUUUACAUGCCACUAUACGACCCAAGGACUAUGCCGUGCCGGCAGGAAUGCAGUAUUGUCCCUUGGGUGAGACUACAAGGCGACAACAACUUUGGUAACGUAUCUGAAGGAGUACUUCGAAUUAAUAGUAUAGUCAGCAAACUGCCGUCUACGCUUAGGCAUGAGCACCGCGAUAUCUACACCGCAAUGUCUGUUGGUGAAUGGAGUUAUGAUGAAGUGGCAUACGGGGACAGCAAGACUUACUUAGCUACCUGUGUUCAAGACUGGAACACGCCGCAUCUUUCCAACCGCGGUUCAUGUUCUACAUUUGACUCCAUGAAUAAAGGCUUCGAGCUUGUUCUUCUUGGCAGCCGUAGACCUCGCGGCCAGAAGGAUAUUGAAGAUGACGACAAAGCACCUCGUGAUGCUUACGGCCUCAUCAUAUAUCCAGCUUCUACGAAACCAGGCAAAUAUUAUCGUGUAGGCUUGUUCUACUCAUAUUAUGCAAAGGGUGGAGGUUUACAGCUUUUUCAAGAAGUCGAGACGAAGACAGUUGAGAUUAUCUAG
This is a messenger RNA of Glarea lozoyensis ATCC 20868, 2034 nucleotides long. RefSeq lists its product as uncharacterized. The record is from RefSeq and is a predicted model, not a curated record. The transcript has 3 exons. Lineage: Eukaryota; Fungi; Ascomycota; Leotiomycetes; Helotiales; Helotiaceae. The coding region runs from base 1 to 2034 and encodes 677 amino acids.